AUGCAACAUCGGCGCAAAUUCACUCAAACUCAUAGCCCACCCUCUACGAAAACACAAGGUACACUACCCAAUCGUCAAAACGCUCUUCUAAACCAUAGCACAUGUCGACCACAGACACUCAAGAGUCUCCAUCUUUCCGACAAUGGUAUUCGUGCAGAAGACGCUAAACAUAUCGCAGACGCCAUUCGACAAAAUGAAGCACUCAAUACACUCGAUAUUGGCUUCAAUCAAAUUAACCAUGAGGGCGCCAAAUACAUCGCUGACGCUAUGCGUCAUAAUCAGACUCUCAGUACGCUAGAUCUUGCUAUCAAUUCCAUUGGUGCAUCAGGAGUCAAGCACAUCGCUGAUGCUAUUCGAGAAAACAAGACACUAACUAAACUUGGCCUAUAUGCAAAUAAUAUUGGUGAUGAAGGCACCACAAUCCUUGCUGACGCCAUUCGAACAAAUAAGGUACUCACCACUCUUUAUCUCUCUGGAAAUUACAUUUAUGAUGAAGGCGCCACAAAGAUUGCUCGCGCACUUCAAGAAAAUAAGACGCUGACUACACUCGAUCUAUCUUCCAACAGUAUUAGCCAUCAAGGUGCUAAAGCUAUUGCUGACGCCCUUCGAUGCAAUGAGACACUCAAAACACUCGAUCUUUCUCACAAUAAAAUUGGUAGCGAAGGUACUAAACACAUAUGUGGCGCUAUUGGAAAAAAUAAAAUACUCACUACACUAAAUGUCGCUUACAAUGAGAUUGAUGAUCAAGCAGUAAAAACAAUAGCAAAUGCCAUUCGAGAAAAUACUGCACUCACUAAAGUCAAUCUCUCUGAGAAUCCGAUUGGUAACCAAGGUGCCAAAUCGAUUGCUGACGCUAUCCGAGAAAAUAAGACACUCACUACACUGAAACUUUGUUCGAGUAAAAUUAGUGAUGACGGCGCCAAAGACAUCGCUAAUGCAGUUCGAAAAAAUAGGACGCUCACUAGUCUCGAUCUUAGGGAAAACAGGAUUAGUGAUGAAGGUGCCAUAGACAUUGCUGACGCUCUCCGACAAAAUAGGACACUUACUACACUCGAUCUCUCUUACAAUUACAUCAGUCCCGAAGGCGCUCAAGACAUCCGUGAUGCUAUUCGAGAAAAUAAGAACCUCACUACACUGGAUCUCUUCUGCCGUGACACUGGCAAAGCAGCCGUCACAGAGAUCACUGACGCCAUUCGAGAAAAUACGGCUCUCACUACUCUCAAUCUGCAUGGAAAUCGGGUUGGUCCUGAAGGCGCAAAAGAAAUUGCCAAUGCUAUUCGAGAAAAUAAGACACUGACUACACUCGAUCUCUCUUACAAUGCACUUAGUGAUGAAGGUACGAAAAUGAUCGCUGGUGCACUUCGAGAAAAUAAGGCACUCACUAACCUCGAUCUUCAUGGGAAUGGGAUUGGCCCCGAAGGUGCAAAAGAACUCGCUGACGCUAUUCAACAAAAUAAUGUGAAAAUCACGGGCUCGAUACGUUCAGCGUAG
Molecule: messenger RNA, 1491 nt
Organism: Rotaria socialis
Lineage: Eukaryota; Metazoa; Rotifera; Eurotatoria; Philodinida; Philodinidae
Source: the annotation of a GenBank genome assembly